Messenger RNA from Mugil cephalus (flathead mullet), 6615 nucleotides. It is a transcript of the gene efr3a, whose product is annotated as EFR3 homolog A (S. cerevisiae). Lineage: Eukaryota; Metazoa; Chordata; Actinopteri; Mugiliformes; Mugilidae. The coding region runs from base 330 to 2792 and encodes 820 amino acids. The transcript has 23 exons. Gene Ontology annotation, biological process: protein localization to plasma membrane. The record is from RefSeq and is a predicted model, not a curated record. Gene Ontology annotation, cellular component: plasma membrane.
CAGCCCCGUACCGUGACCGUUGGUUCUGUGCUCGGUCCGGACCAGCGGCUUCUUCCUUCUUUUCGUUUUUAAAUCUAAUUCCUCCUGUUCCGACGGGGUCAGUGCCUCCACGGUUUCCUUUCUCCCGGGUCCCGGCGGGAACGUUUAGCCCCUUAAUGAGGCUUCCCGGUGCCCCCGUCCUCCUCCUAAACGUCUAAACAGGUGACUCGGUGUUUCAGGUGAAGCGGAGCCGCGGGAGGAGACGCUUCAUGGAGGCUCAGUAACUAACCAGCUCCGCCGGGGAUCGGUCGGUGCUCACCGGGGGGGAACUGCGGUACAUUAGCGCCAGGAUGCCAGCCGGGGUUUGUGGCUGCUGUGGGCCGCUGAGGCCGAGGUACAAACGCCUGGUGGACAACAUCUUCCCUGAGGAUCCUAAAGAUGGCCUCAGUAAGUCGGACAUGGAGAAGUUGACCUUCUACGCUGUAUCUGCUCCAGAGAAGCUGGACAGGAUCGGAGCUUAUCUCGCCGAGAGGCUGAGCAGAGACGUGGUGCGACACCGUUACGGGUACGUGGUGAUUGCCAUGGAGGCUCUGGACCAGCUGCUCAUGGCCUGUCACUCUCAGAGCAUCAAACCCUUCGUGGAGAGUUUCCUGCACAUGGUCGCUAAGCUGCUGGAGUCCAGGGAACCGGACCUGCAGGUCCUGGGAACCAACUCGUUUGUGAAGUUCGCCAACAUUGAGGAGGACACGCCGUCCUAUCACCGCCGCUACGACUUCUUCGUCUCCCAGUUCAGCGCCAUGUGCCACUCGACCCACGAAGACACUGAGACCAGGACCAGGAUUCGCGUGGCCGGGAUCAAAGGUCUCCAGGGCGUCGUGAGGAAGACGGUGAACGACGAGCUGCAGGCCAUCAUCUGGGAGCCUCAGCACAUGGACAAACUCAUCCCGUCCAUGCUGUUCAACAUGCAGGACAGCGAGGACCUGGACAGGACGGGCCACCCCAGCACUCCGUCGGUGGCCGGCCAGGAUGGCGAGGAGAACCCGGCGGCUCUGGCCGAGAGCUGCUUCAGAGAGCUGCUGGGCCGAGCGGCCUACGGCAACAUGAACAACGCCGUCAGGCCCGUGUUGGUUCACCUGGACAAUCAUAACCUGUGGGACCCCAAUGAGUUUGCUGUGUCCUGCUUCCGAAUCAUCAUGUACUCCAUCCAGGCUCAACACUCGCACCACGUCAUCCAGCAGGUCCUCAACCACCUGGACACUCACAACAAGAACACGCCCCGGGUCCGAGCCGGCAUCGUCCAGGUGCUGCUGGAGACGGUCGCCAUCGCUGCCAAAGGAUCCGUGGGUCCCACGGUGCUGGAGGUGUUCAACACUCUGCUCAAACACCUGAGGAUGAGCGUGGACUUUGAGCUGGGGGACAGUUCCAGGAGGAACUCCAGCGUCAGCGUCUCCUCGUCCCGCGGCAAAGAGAGCGAAGAGCGCAUCGUCCAGAACGCCAUCAUCCAGACCAUCGGCUUCUUCGGUGGUAACCUGCCCGACUACCAGCGCGCUGAGGUCAUGAUGUUCAUCAUGGGUAAAGUCCCAGUGUACGGGACGCCCUGCCACACCCUGGACACCGUCAAGAUCGGGCAUCAGGGAACCAAGAGGAUUCAGACGAUGCUGCUGAGCUCUCUCAUCAUGGUGACCUCCGGCUUCAAGUCCAAGUCCAUGGUGGCCGCGUUGCCUCCUCCGAUCCUGGACCCGCUCUUCUCCAUCUCCCUGAUGGAGGACAGCGAGCUGAGGCAGCUGGUGCUCGAGAUCCUGCACAACAUCAUCGAUCGCCACGACAACCGGGCCAAGCUCCGGGGCAUCAGAAUUAUUCCCAACGUGGCAGCGCUGAAGAUUAAAAGGGAGAAGAUUUCCAAACAAGACGUCGCAUUCAUGAAGAAGCAUGGUCAGCAGCUCUACCGUCACAUCUACCUGGGCUGCAAAGAGGAGGACAACGUCCACAAGAACUUUGAGCUCCUCUUCACCACCCUGGCCAUCCUGACCAUUGAGUUGGCCAACGAGGAGGUCGUGAUCGACCUCAUCCGACUCGCCAUCGCUCUGCAGGACAUGGCUCUGGCCAACGAGGAGAGCAUGCCCAUGUUCAUCCGCUGUGGCAUCAUGGCGCUGGUGGCGGCGUACCUGAACUUCCUGAGCCAGAUGAUCGCCAACCCUCCUUUCUGUCAGCACGUCAGCAAGGUUAUCGAGCUGAGGAGCUUGGACGCCCCGUACCUCCUCCCUGAACACAUAUUCAGAGACAGGAGUCUGAUCCCUGAGUCCUUGGACAAAGACGACAAACAGCUGUACUUCCAGACGGCCGACAUGGCCGAGUGUCUGGCAGGACCAGGAUACAACGCAGAGAGACUGUCCAUCCCCUACGUCCCGCAGGUCACAGAUGAAGACCGUCUGACCAGGAGGAAGAGCUUCGUGGACACCAUCUCCCUCCAGGUGGACAUCAUGUCCAACAACCUUCCGGACAAGUCUCAGCUGGCCGAGGAGAUCACGUUUGAGACCCUGAAGAAAGCCAUCGAUACGACCGGUUUGGAGGAGCAGGAGAGAGAGAAGAGGCGUCAGGUGAUGGAGAAGUUCCAGAAAGCUCCGUUUGAGGAGAUCGCGGCUCAUUGCGAGUCCAAGGCCAACAUGCUGCACGACCGGCUGGCACAAAUCUUUGAACUCACCAUCCGGCCUCCUCCCAGCCCGUCCGGCGUGGUGUCCAUCUCCACGGGACACACCCAGCAUCAGUCCGUCCCCGUCUACGAGAUGAAGUUUCCGGACCUGUGCGUCUACUGAGCGUGUGGACGCAACCUUCGCACACAUCCACGAAUAAUAAUAAAAUAAUAAUAAAAAAAAAAACAAAACACAAGAACAUGCAAAAUUUAAAAAAAAGAAAGAAAAAAUGCUGAGACAGAGCAGCCGGGUUUUCAACCAGCACAGCGUCAUUUAAGUGUUUCACAUCCUGACCUGAAUCCCUGAAACAAAGCUCUCUGAGGCCACGCCCACACGCAACAAAACGAGCCAUUUUUUCUGGCUUUUCUUGGCGUUAAAUACGAAUAAAUUACAAAAAACGCAUGUAGUAGAAGUAGAAAAGGCUGUAGUUCAUACCCCAGGCCUGUGGGUGGCGCUGUGUCUGCUACAGAACUCAGCCGUCUAUAGAUACAUACAGUAACAGUAAUGCAGUACCGUCACCAGCCUGUAGUCACUGAUGACAUCAUCGUGUUCAGACGUUAUCACGAAUGAAAAAAAGUUCAAAAAGUUUCCAGUCGCCAAAAAAUCCGACUAAUGCGUUUUCACCUGAAGCUCGUAUCCGUGUGGGCGUGGCCUAAAUCUGACGCGUCUCCCCUUGUACAAACUGUUUGAAAACUGUUCUCAGACGCAGCUUUCGCUUGGAUCUGUUCUCAUCUCGUAGGCGUCGCGUCGUCGAGUAGAAACGAGCCGUGAAUUAUCUGUGAGCUAGGAAACCGAAGUAGAGAGUUUAGUUCUAGUUUUCACUGUUUAACCUGCGCCGAUGUUUAAACGCUUGAAACGACUUCAAACAACCAGCGCUGAGGCGAAACGAGGCGGAAGCAAUACUUGAAGAGUUUGGUGAAACGGGCUCGAGCAAAUACUUUAAAUUCCUAAUCCUGUCAUUUUGUUUCCAUCUUUGAGGAAAAGACGCUGAGUUUCCAGAGCGGAAGCUGUGGGAGGUUUGUUGUUGUUUUUACUGUGAACUGAGAGAAGUUUGGUUCGUCAGCUCCUCGCGUGGCCGCGUCGAACAAGCGUCAGGAGGUCUUCCUUCAAACCGAACCAGCGCCAAGGUUCAGUUACCAGCACCGUCAGUUUUAGCUGAGUCCUGUUAACGGUCGUUCAUGUUUUUAUGUGGAGUGAAACUCUUUGUUUCCCUAAAAAGUCUUUGACACAGAACGAGCACAAGAUAUUAAACGUUGGGGACGCUGUUUUUCGAGAUGCAGUUCUGCCUCUGACCACUAGGGGGCGGUGUUUCGGGAUAAUACGUGUAAAUAUCGAUGGAGCAGUUGGAGCCAAUUCGUGAGUUUAUUAUAAAAAGUCCUAAUGCUAUUUUCCCGAAGGUACAGGAGGCACCACCUUGCAACUUUUAGAGCUACAGUCUGAGGGCGGAGCCACAAUAUCAAUGCCCCGCCCACACUCCAGACUCGCUCACGUUAAUCAAUACUGCGGUUGGCGUGGCAACUGGUGAUCGCCAUUAUGUCACAUCCUAAUCAAAUAACGAAAGUCGUGUCACUUGAACGUUCAUUAUAUCAAAAAAUAUAUAUAUAUUUUAGCGUUCUAGUUUGGCCCAAGUCCCGCCCACUAACAUGCUAACAUGGAGGGGGUGGAGCUUACAGGUUGGAGGUUAGUGAAAAUGUUUAGGAAACUCUUAUCAAAGCUCAAAUUGGUUGAUUGGUUUAAAAACGCGUUAACGCGGAGGUCUGUCUGGAUUGGACCAAGCCUCUAGUGGACAUUUGUGGAACUGCAGCUCUUUAACUUUUUUUUUUGCUCCAUAUUUUUCCCGCUCUGGAUGUGAAGUAGAUCGUCUGCAGUCUUUAUGUUGAUUAAGAAGCUUUAGCAAACUGUUACCAGCUGACACUCUGUAUCUGAUCCUGAUUAUUAGUAGAAGCAGCAGAAUAUUCAGUCUAGUUCAUCACGGUGGUUGAUGUUUAGCUGCAGAUGAAGCGUUCGUUCCACCAGCAGAUUCACGUCCUCACAGCUUUACUGGCAGCUUCCAGGAAAAAAAAAAAAAAAACAAAAACACAAAAAAAACAGAAAAAAUGAAAACAUGUUUAGUUGCCAAAGACAGACGUCGUCCUCCUCCUGUUCCCUCCAAACGUAAAAAAGGCUGAAUGCUGUUGGUGCCGGUCUCCUGUGAGGAGCCAUAUGGAGGCGUUCGUUCAGAGCCGACCUCCCCUGAACGCAUCCAGAUUAACAGACCGACUCAUCUCAUAUCUCCUUUUAGCUUUUUUUUUUUUUUCCUACGUGGUGCAGCUGUGAUGUGUAACAGCAGAUGGUUAUCGGCUCUGUCCUCUGGUCUGAGCUCAGCGUGGGAAGAUUUGAUUUGUGUUGCGCCUCCUUUAAAGAGCUCGGUGUUGUGUGGAAGUGGACGGAGGGAUGAGACGUGGACGUGGACGUGGGUCGGUUCUGUUGGAAGGAUUUAAAAAUGAGAAAGGAAAAUGUUUGGGAUCAAGAGGAGGUUAAUGGUUUAUUAAUAUGUGUAGGUCGGCUAACGGUGGAGCUAGCGUUGGAGCUAAUGGUGGAGCUAGUGGACGUCCCAUGUUCCCCUUCGUCACAUGGACGUGUUGUGAAUGUAUUUGAUGAGUCGGUUCAUAUCCCAGAACGUGGAGACGUUUAAAACUUUAAACUCUGGUGACUCUCGUGUCUCAUGUUAGAGUCUGAAGCACCUGCACGGUUCCUGGAGGUGGCGCCGCGUUUUUAAUGCUGAAACUGAAACUCCAGCGGAAGGAGUUGCAUCACGUGGAGGCUGUGGCCUCCUCUUCUGAAUGUGUCAUCUUCUAUUUUUGUACGUUUUCUUUCAUGCGUCAUCGCGCGUCGUUGCCUCGUAGAGAUUUUAGAAACCGGGAGAUUUAUUCUUGUUGAUCAGGAUGAAAACAAAUGCUGAAAUCUUUUUAUUCUUUUAGAUUCUUGUUGUCGUCGUUGUUGUUGCUGAUGAGAAUCUCUAUGUUUGUGGUAGGAUCCGUGAUAUCAUUUCAAAUAUCAAAUAUAAAUAUUAUAUCUAGAAUCAGAUUAUUUUUGGGAAAAUAGAGGAAAUCAGUGCAAUCUGCUAAUUAAUUUUUCUUUUUUAGAAAUGUUUACUGUUAAAUAAUAAUAAUAAUGAAUCAUUACAGAUGUUUUCAGGUCCAGAUUCAACAAAAAGUUUAUUCAUGAAUUAACUGAGUUCAUUAAACUCUAAAACUAAACUAAAAUAAAAUCGAUGCUGUGAGUCUGGACCUGAUUAUUUUAUUAAAUUAGAUCUGAAUCUAUCAGCCGCUCACACGAGCUGUAAAUAUUCACUAGUUCAGAUUAAAAACCUUUAAAUAUGACGUGUUGUUUGCACUUUGUUCGCUGUGUAGCCGGUACUAUCGCAACAAAUAAGGAACCUGAGGGAAACGUUCGGUGUUUAUGGUGAAUAAAGUUUAAAAUCAGUAACUGAGCUGCCUUAAAAAAAAAAUAUAUAAAAAUAUCAACGGACGAGAAAAAAUAAAUGAAAGAGAAAAGAGCUUUUUGAUUUCUUUUAUUUUAUCUCUGUGAUGCAGCGGUUCGUAUUUUUGUGUCACGUCUGUGUUCAGCUCAGAUUCAAAACACAGCCACGGGUUUAACCACUAGAGGGCGCCGCGGAGGCUCCGCCCCCUUCGCCGCUGCCGCCGCCGCUGCUGCUUCAGGGAAACGAAUUAAAUCUGAACCACAACUUCCUGACUGAGAUUUAAACCUAAUGAACGAAUUCAUCCAGUAAAAAGACUGAAACCAGCUCCGCUAAGAAUCUAAUUAACUUUAAUUAACCAGUUAACUGAAAUAAAGGCGUUUCCCUGAUCUCCAGCGGCGCCCGCGGAGCCUCCGCUUGGUAGAAGGUGGCGCAUUGAGAUCAAUGUUCAAUAAAUGAAUGAAAAAAUAAAGUAUUUCUAUCAAA